AUGGUCACUCGUUCCAUGAACAAGCAAGACCACAUUGCCAUGGCCGAAAUCGUCGUCUAUGCAUUUUACCUCGUCGGCGGCAUCUACCUGUGCGUCAAGCACGGCGUUAGCCGUGCUGCCGGAUUUCGCUUCCUCGUCAUCCUCGCUCUCGCACGCCUCAUCGGCUCUUCCAUGCUCUUGGCCACGCUAAGCGAUGCCACCAACCAGAGCCUCUACACUGGCUGGGCCGUUACCAACGGUGUCGGUCUCGGCCCUCUGAUUCUGAUGCUCGUCGGCCUUCUCAGCCGUACCUUCGACUGGAUCAACCGCGGUGGCUCUAUUGUCCUACAUCCGCUUGUUACUCGCCUCGUGCAGCUGCUGAUGCUUGUAGCUGUGGUGCUGGUCAUUGUCGGCGGCACGCUUUCGGACUAUACGACUGACGGAACGUCCGUCAUCGUGCACUACAACACGAUGAGUAAGGUGGGCAUGGCGCUUAUGAUUGUUGUCGUUGUUAUUGCUGCUGGCCAGCUUGGUCUCGCCUUUAUCCACAAGGACCGCAUCCCCGCUGGUGAGACGCGCCUAUUGCCCGCUGUGAGCCUUGCCAUUGCCUUUACAAUUGUGCGUCUCAUCUACGGCUGCGUAGUCAUUCUGAGUGACACCAACCCCAGCAUCUGGGUCUACCUUGUCACGGGCGUGAUUAUGGAAUUCGUCAUCUGCCUUAUUGUUGAGGUUAUUGGCUUCAACCUACACAAAAUUCCUAAGUACGAGCAAACCAAGCAAGACAUUGAUGGCGCCGAAACGGGAAGCGCGUACAGAACUGGUACAGGCCCCUUUUGA
Messenger RNA from Akanthomyces muscarius, 816 nucleotides. RefSeq lists its product as uncharacterized. The transcript has a single exon. The coding region runs from base 1 to 816 and encodes 271 amino acids. NCBI's taxonomy places the organism in Eukaryota, Fungi, Ascomycota, Sordariomycetes, Hypocreales, Cordycipitaceae. The record is from RefSeq and is a predicted model, not a curated record.